GUUAGUGAAAAUCCAUUAGCCGAAAGGGGGAGGCGACUGCGUGACACUUUUCUGACUCUCUCUCUCUCCCUCUGCGCCAUGGCUUCGGCGGAGCAACCUCUGAAGAAGCGAAAGCUUUACGAGCCGCUUCCUGAACCACCACUGCCGCUGCAUAUUACACCCUCACAACCACCCCAAACCGUCCACCAGAGCUUCGUAGCUCCACCGCUUCCACAGGAAGAAAUUAUGAGAAGACGGAGGAACAGGGAAGAGAUUCGAAGCUUAUACGACUGUUACAAGCGAAUCAAAUUCUGUGUCUCUCGGAAAGACGCCCGUCUCAUGUCAGACCUCGAACAGGUCUACCUUUCUUUCAUCACUGCUUCUAGAGGUUGUACAAGUGUACAACGGAUUGUAGCAGAUCUCAUCCCCCGAUAUGCAUCGUUCUGUCCAACUGCCCUUGAAGCUGCUGCUAAAGUUACUAUUAAUAUGCACAAUUGGAGCUUGGCUGUGAUAAAUAGAGGAGAGGAUGCUGAUGGUGUUGCAUUUGAGACUGCUAAAGCUUGCAUUUUUGGUCUAGCUGAUAUCUGUCACACUGCUUCAGCGGAGGCACCAACAUCAUCUGUUAUCCGAGGAAUCUGUUCUGCUGUUUUUUUAAAUGUUCUUACCUUCUUCAUAUCUUCUUUAGAGGGAGAGGAUAUCUUUCAGACUGUUGAUAGAGAAAUUUUAGUGAUUCAAGAUUCUGCUGAGAUCUUUUCUGAGCUCAAGCAGAAGUUAUCAGAUGAAAAUGAUUCUGCAGUGCUAAAACUAUCCAAGUUCCGUUCACUGUGCCUUCUCAGGAUUUUUUUUUGCUGUCCAAAAAAUUCACUUGCUGCGUGUUUUGAACUCCUUAACUCCACUGCAACGGAUAAAGAAGGACGUUACUUCCUUUGUCAGGUGACCAGCAAGCUUGGUGCCGGUGAUGUGGCUUAUAAUUUGAAUAGCACAAGAAAUGAACCUAAACCAUCCGCGGGAUCUAUUGAAACAGGCAGCGAAGGCAAUGAGGUUAUUAGUGAGCAACCAAUUUCUGAUGACAACCAUGCUUCAGAGAAUGCUGUUCUAAAGAACUGCUUGCUGGGAUUGGUCAUUGGCAAAAACCCUUCAUUGAGAAGUUGGAUAUUUUUGAAGUAUAAGAAGUUACACAGAUCGGCAUCUUCAGAAGUUGUAUCAGAAUUUAUGUCUGUCCUAGAGGGGAUAUUGGGAUCUUCUACAGAGUUGGUUAAGGGAGAAGACAGUCAAGUAGAUAGUGAUGAGGAUGAGUAUGAUCCAUCCAAAUAUAUUAAUAGACGAUAUUUGGUGCCUAAGAUCUCUAAUCAACAGGAAACAUCUUCUGAAGUUUCUGGAAUGGAGUGUACUUCAAGAGUUUAUAAUGGAUCUGGUAAUGAUGAUUUGGCAGACAAAUAUUCAGGUCAAUAUUUGAAGCCCCACAGUGUGGUAGUUCCUCUUGAACCCAAUCGCCGCUCAAAUUCAAGUUCAAAUCAUGAUAGUGGAGGCUCAAGGUCCAUGGAUUUUGAGACAGGAGAGCAAGGAGAUUUAUCCCGUGGUAGAUCUUCCACUCCCAGGGAACUGUUGAACAAUCAGUUGCUCUCACCUGUAACAAGAAAGCCAUUAGACUUCAGGACUAAUUUGUUUGAAAGUAGGAACUACUUUGGCCAAGUUGACAAGAAUCAGGUUUCAAAUGUUGAUCUUGGUUUACCUGCAUCAAGAUCCUCCAGCAGAUGCUUAAAUAAUGCUUAUGAAUCUCCUAAACAUCAUCUGGCAGCAGCUAAUUCUUCUUCGACAAGUCAAAUUAUUUGGUAUGCUGAUGGGGAUCCUGCUGCCAUGGAAAUUUUUUCAGCUUCUAAACAGCUCUGGUUGGGUUCUUUAGGCCCUGAAGCAUCUGAAAAUCUUGUGAGGUUUCAAUUUGAGAAAUUUGGUCCUAUAGAACAAUUUUUAUACUUGCCAUUUAAAGGAUUUGCCGUGAUUGAGUACAGAAAUAUUAUGGAUGCGAUAAAAGCUAGAGAAGUUAUGCGUGGACAUUCCCCUUGGGGUGCCUGUCUUCGCAUAAAAUUCUUGGAUAUAGGAUUGGGAACCAGGGGCGUUGUAAAUGGUGUUGCAGUUGGUUCUAGUUGCCAUGUUUAUACUGGAAAUGUUUCUAGCCGAUGGGCCAAAGAUGAUAUCAUGCACGAAUUGAUGAAAGUAGUUUACAAAGGUCCUCGUAUGGUUACUGAUCUUACCAGUGAAGGUGCAUUGCUGAUGGAAUUUGGGAGUCCUGAAGAAGCUGUAACUGUAAUGGCACAUCUCAGACAGCGCCGUAAGGAGAAUCAUAACCAUCCUCCAGUCGAUGUCGGGAGGCAUAUGGAUGCUGCAGUAUCUGGGUCUGCCUCUAUUCAUGUUGACUUCAGAAGCAACAACCCUGGAACUAAUAUUAUUGAAUCACCUCAUGGUCCAAUGUCACUUGAGAGCCCUGCUGACAGCUGUAGGAAAAGGAUGUCUCGACUAUCCUCACUGCUUUCGUCAUUAUGUACAAAAUAUAAUAUUAACCAUAUAUCUGGAAACUAUAAUGCCUCUUCAAGGGAAGAAGAUCGGUUGCCAACAAACACUCUCUGGAUAAAUGUACCGAAUGUGAGCCACCCCUGCCUCACUGAUGAUGAGCUGAUGACUGUUUGCAAUCUUGCUAUGGGUAAUGUGGGGUCUGUUGUCAGGUUAAUCCGAACAAAUAUGCAGAUGAGUUCUUCUUGGUUUGUGGAAUGCAGCAGCUUAGAUGCUGCAAAUACUCUUUUGAAGAAUCUUCAGGGUUGUCCUGGGAUUUUCUUCCAAAUAGAAUUCAGUCAACCCGGGAAGCACACUGCCACUCCUGUCACAGUGAAACCUGAGGGCAGUUCUCUGGAGCUUGUAUCACCUGGAUCAAAUCCAGAAACUCAUGGAAACACAAUGCAAAAUGAACAUUCAUUUCAAUCAAAAUGGAACUUUUUUGGUCGUAUGGAGAUGCCUGAAGUUGGUGCAAGGAAAGUCGAUGGUUACGACAACAAUAUAGCAAUCAAUCCUUCACAUGGAGGUGGUCCUGUUGUUUCUGGUGUGACUGAACAAAUGUGGAUGUAUAAGAAACCGGAAACCGAGCUGCAUCCUGCACCAGGGACUGUCCCAUGCAUACCCACACCGACACCAGGACCCACUAUUCCACCACCACAUCCUUUUCAUCCUUCUCCAUUCAUUCGACCUGUCUAUAUUCCCCCAAACAGUUCCUGGGAUGUCCGUGGUUCAAAUCAUCAGUUUCCUUUCAACCCAAUCUCACCAGGUGUAAUGCGCAACAAUUUUCAUGGCAGUUCUGUUACACCUCCUUUUCUACCUGCUUCAGUCACUCCACUCUCACAGCUACAGGGAGGCUCUAUGCAGCAUUUUGACCAGAUGCUUCCUCUGCCUGUUGUGCCACCACCUUUAGCAUCCCUACCACCUCAGUCUGACAUGCCACCUCCACUACCUUCAUCCCCACCUCCUUUGCCUGAGAAUCAGCCACCUCUGGUUCCCCCACCACCUAGUUCUCCUCCUCCACCUCCUCCUGUGGAAUUUUCCCACUCAGGAAGUUCUGGACAGUGUCUGCAGCAUCAGUGGCAAGGCACUUUGUGUAAAAGUGGGGUUCAUUACUGCACAAUUUAUGCUCAUAGAGUGGACUCAGAUAUUUGCAAGUAUUCAAAUGCCAUUUCUGAACCUGCAGAAUGGCCUGCUAAAUUAGAUAUGACAAAACGCACAGAUUUUCGGCAUGUGAAAUCAACAUUUUCUAGUACCCCACCACAUAAAAGAGAGGUAUGCUGGCUCCUUCCCUCAUCUGCAAGCGACCAAAAAGGCUUUCAGGAUUUCGUGUCUUACUUGAAGCAGAGGGAGUGUGCAGGAGUAAUUAAGAUCCCAGCUGUGAAGUCCAUGUGGGCGAGACUUCUUUUCAUUCUUCCCCACUCGGUUGAUGCAUGUUCCAUGCUUUCUAUUUCACCCAGCCCAUCAGAUUGCCUGAUUGCUUUGGUUUUGCCGAAAGAGACGAACUUUGAAUGGGUAUGAUCUUUGUAGUUGAUGAUUGAGAGGAAUAGAGCACAGGAUCAGAGUGCCGGUUAUGCUACAUAAGUUUCAGGUGCCUUGAAAUUGUGAAAAAGGCUCAUCAGACUUCAGCAUCUGAAUGCUGUUUACACCGGAGAAGAUGAUACCUACUCUCUUUUUAAUUUGAAUGGCUUUGUCAUUCUACAAGAGGGGUCGCAUUUCUAAUAAAACGAUGUCACAGUUUUGUACAUAUGUUGAACUUUAGGACUGGUUCUUGGCUUUUAGAUAUAGAAGGAAUGUGAAAUUUCCUUUAGCUACAAAUUUAUAUGUUGGACACAGCUCAGCUGUGGAGGGAGGAAUCUGUAAAUGCUUCCGGUGCAAUAUCUUCUUUUUCGCUUGCAUACCCAUUCGUUCUAGUUUUACAAGAGACUAAUAUUACACGUUUAGCAUUUUUCAUUUGCAAA
Molecule: messenger RNA, 4484 nt
Organism: Cornus florida
Lineage: Eukaryota; Viridiplantae; Streptophyta; Magnoliopsida; Cornales; Cornaceae
Exons: 8
Coding region: 79-4044 (1321 amino acids)
Molecular function (GO): RNA binding; ubiquitin binding
Source: RefSeq, a predicted model, not a curated record